AUGUCCACCCCUGUUAGCCCCGGUAUCGACGCCGUACGUGAUCGCUUCCGUCUAUUUUGGUCCCGAGAGAGCAACACGAUGGCCCGGUACAGAGACUCAUCCGAAGAUGGCGAUGUCGCAGGUGACAGGGAUAUUGAGGUGCCGCCGACUCCAGCCGAAAGCUACACUUCCGAGGACGAGUUACUGCCUCCUGCCUACAUGAUUCCGAAGCCCUGGACACGGAAGCGUUCCUUCUUCAUGUGCGGCGCUGUUUGGUUGGCCAUGCUGUUGAUAUUCGUUCUCUUGAACCUAGUUCUGUUCGUGGCCCGUGAGGUUUGGGACACUACGCCUGAGGAAUUUGAAGAAGCGAGCGUCGUCGUGCCCAUACCUUGUCACUCUCAUAACGACUACUGGAGAAAACGGCCAAUCUACGAUGCUCUCCAAGUAGGCUGCAUCGGCAUCGAAGCUGAUGUUUGGCUAUAUGGCACCGAGCUGUUUGUUGGCCACAACAAGUGGUCCCUUCACGAGAAGAACACAUUCACGAACCUUUACGUCGAUCCCCUCGUUCGACUACUGGAGGAACGCAACAUGGACCUCGACAACUCCACCCAGAGGUCUCCUCGAGGUAUCUAUGAGGCGAACCCAACACAAACAAUGGUACUUCUCGUGGACUUGAAGACGAGCGGCCCCGAGACCUGGCCGCAGGUGGUGCGUCAACUGGAGCCCUUGCGCGAGCGAGGUUGGCUGAGUAAGGUCGUGGAUGGCAGGAUUCACUAUGGACCUAUCACCGUUGUCGGUACGGGGAAUACACCCUUCGAGCUGGUCGCCGAUAACUCUACCUAUAGAGAUACCUUCUUCGACGCCCCUCUUCUCAAACUGGACAGCCACGAUUUCAACCCGACCAACUCGUUCUAUACCAGUGUAUCGUUCAAAAAGGCGAUUGGUACUGUUUGGUUUGGGGACCUGUCGGAGGCGCAGAUGACAAAGCUGAGAAAUCAGAUUAAGGAAGCUCACUCUCGCGGCUUGAAGGUUCGAUACUGGGAUCUUCCCGCGUGGCCUAUCAGUAUCAGAAACCACAUUUGGGAUGUACUCAUCCGGGAAGGCGUCGAUAUCCUGAAUGUGGAUGACCUGAAGGGUGCCAAGAAAGAAUGGGAUCUCAGAGGUUGGCCAACGCUCACUGCCAAUCGGACGGUACCGGCCUGA
Molecule: messenger RNA, 1182 nt
Organism: Colletotrichum spaethianum
Lineage: Eukaryota; Fungi; Ascomycota; Sordariomycetes; Glomerellales; Glomerellaceae
Product: altered inheritance of mitochondria protein 6 ARB_06966
Exons: 2
Coding region: 1-1182 (393 amino acids)
Biological process (GO): lipid metabolic process
Molecular function (GO): phosphoric diester hydrolase activity
Source: RefSeq, a predicted model, not a curated record